This is a messenger RNA of Protopolystoma xenopodis, 438 nucleotides long. The record is from the annotation of a GenBank genome assembly. Lineage: Eukaryota; Metazoa; Platyhelminthes; Monogenea; Polystomatidea; Polystomatidae.
AUGACGGAUGAAAGCACAGUUCGGUGCCAUCUGAGUCACAGGACGGUGAAUAUAGGUCUUCUUCGCACAUUCCAGCAGUCACAAGCCCAAGGCAACUCUCCUUCAUUAUCUGAUGAUGCCAAAUUUCGAAUCUCUUCAGCCCGCCUUUUCAAACGAAAUUCAAGCCCUCUUUUCCCCUCAAACCCAGUGGUCGGCCCUCUUGAUUUGGCCAUCCGCGCUCUUCACGCCGGCCUGGCCGAUAUGGCAGCAAACGAAGACCACCUCGGUCUUCUCUUAACUUUAGCUCGUGUAGAGGCCGCCCGUUUGGGCACCAAAGCUGCACUCCGAAUCUAUUUCCGUGCGCUUGAAGUCUGGCGAGACGCUUUCCAGCCGGUCAGCUCUCGAGGCCCCACUUCCUCAGGGCUAUCCAGUCCACCAUCAAACCUCGAUCUCAGGUAA